CCAGGAGCCAAAUCUCAGCUGGGAUUUGAUGUGUGUUAUUUUCCCUGGGAGAGAAAUGGAGAAAAUACCAUUACUCCAUCAGUAUUGGUUAUAGAAACAAUGUCAGGGGGCUUUAUACUCUCUAUCCCAUAGUGUACUACUGUAUAUACCAAUAUUGCAUAACCUAUUAUGUUUGAAUCUGUGGAGCAAUAUAGAUGCAAAUUAUCAGAGCCUAGCUUGUCCAAUAUAAAAAUGUUCUUCCAAUUUGUAGUCAUAAUCUUCCAAUAUGUUAUGCUAUAAAGAGAUGUCAUAUUAUAAUAACGUAUGGUUACCAUGAGAAGAUCCUUCGUAAUCAUGAUGGGGAUGAUAAUCAAUACUUCCUCUGUUUUUCUCUCAACAGGAGAGGGGGAACUGAUGAGUCAGAGGGGAGGAUAGAUGAGUGACAGACACUACUAGUGGGUUCCAGACACACAAAUCCAAACCAAGAAGCAUUAUUUUCCAGCUGUAGCAAAUUGGCUCAAAUAAAGAGCCUACAUUUGUACCUACAUCUACAGCUGUCAGAAGUCUCCGUCCUACGAUCUUAGUAAAAAGGCUCCUGAUCCACUGCAGAGCCCAGGUCUCAGUACCACCAUAGAAGCUAUUGCAGUAUGAACCGAGCUUUCAACAGGAGAAAAGAUAAAUCUGGAGGGAUGACAUCCCCAGAGGCUUUGGCCAAGAAUCACAUGGUGUAUAAUGUCAAGUUCCUUGGCGUAACAGAGGUUGACCAGCCAAAAGGUACAGAUGUCAUAAGGAUAGCAGUGAGAAAGCUGAAGUUCCAAAGGCAUAUCAAGAAAUCAGAGGGUCACAAAACACCGAAGGUGGAGCUGCAGGUGUCCAUCUACGGAGUGAAAUUAUUAGACCCCAAGACCAGAGAUGUACAGCACAACUGUCAGCUUCAUAGGAUAUCCUUCUGCGCGGACGACAAAACCGACAAGAGGAUAUUCACCUUCAUCUGCACAGAGCCAGAGACCAAAAAACACAUCUGUUAUGUGUUCGACAGUGAAAAAUGUGCAGAGGAGAUCACCGUCAGCAUUGGUCGAGCAUUUGACCUGGCGUACAGGAAGUUUCUGGAGUCUGGCGGGAAAGACGUGGAGAUGAGGAAACAGAUCGGCAGUCUGCAGAAAAGAAUUCUGGAACUGGAAACUGAAAAUUCCAAGUUGAAAGAGCGACUUCAAGAUCUAGAGGAUCACAUGGCAGAUUGUCAAGGCUCACCGCUUCUACACUUGAACUCUUCUAACGAGGCUGACAUGCUGCCGAGUCCCUCGUCUAUGUUCUGGGGUGACAGUGUCAGCCUGAACGCCCUUUCCUUUCUAGAGAUGUCCUCUGUGGCUCUAACCCCAGCCAGCUCUCCAGACUCCAGUAUCUCCGCUGGUCUACUAACGUCUCCACCCAGUAAACCUACCCAGCCCAGGCUACCGCAGCAUUAUGGAGGUUGCUUACCUCGACCGCGAGCAUGGAGCACCAUAUCCAGGCGUCCCCCGACGGACGUUUUCGACAUGGUUCCAUUCUCAGGGUCUCCUAUGGCAAGGAAACCUGCCCUCAAUGGGUCUUCUCCUCCUCCUCCCUCCUUUUCCCCUCCUCCACCUCCUCCACAUGUUUUCCUGAGAGAGAGAGGAAUGGAUAUUUUGGGGGCGGAGCCUUUUGACCCGUUCCUCUGCAACACGUCCUUUCCUCCUGACGUCCAAUCUAAACUGGAUGAAAUGCAGGAGGGGUUCAAUAUGGGACUAACCCUGGAGGGCACCAUCUUCUCUCUGGACCCAGUGGACAGUCGCUGCUGACCGCACCGCUACCCUAACACGGACAGUUGAUGCUGACCACAUCCCUAACACGGACAGUUGAUGCUGACCACAUCCCUAACACGGACAGUUGAUGCUGACCACAACCCUAACAUGGACAGUUGAUGCUGACCACAUCCCUAACACGGACAGUUGAUGCUGACCACAUCCCUAACACGGACAGUUGAUGCUGACCACAUCCCUAACACGGACAGUUGAUGCUGACCACAUCCCUAACACGGACAGUUGAUGCUGACCACAUCCCUAACACGGACAGUUGAUGCUGACCACAUCCCUAACACGGACAGUUGAUGCUGACCACAUCCCUAACACGGACAGUUGAUGCUGACCACAUCCCUAACACGGACAGUUGAUGCUGACCACAUCCCUAACACGGACAGUUGAUGCUGACCACAUCCCUAACACGGACAGUUGAUGCUGACCACAUCCCUAACACGGACAGUUGAUGACCUUUUUGAUGAUGCUUUCCUUUUUGUAGUAAUAAUUUAAUUGGUAAAGAAGUAUUUGUAUAAAAUCAACAUUUCUGGGACUACAGUGAGGGAAAAAAGUAUUUGAUCCCCUGCUGAUUUUUGUACAUUUGCCCCCUGACAAAGAAAUGAUCAGUCUAUCAUUUUAAUGGUAGGUUUAUUUGAACAGUGAGAGACAGAAUAACAACAAAAAGUCCAGAAAAACACGUCAAAAAUGUUAAAAAUGGAUUUGCAUUUUAAUGAGGGAAAUAAGUAUUUGACCCCCUCUCAAUCAAAGAUUUCUGGCUCCCAGGUGUCUUUUAUACAGGCAACGAGCUGAGAUAAGGAGCACACUCUUAAAGGGGAUGCUCCUAAUCUCAGUUUGUUACCUGUAUAAAAGACACCUGUCCACAGAAGCAAUCAAUCAGAUUCCAAACUCUCCACCGUGGCCAAGACCAAAGAGCUCUCCAAGGAUGUCAAGGACAAGAUUGUAAAGUACACAAGGAUGGAAUGGGCUACAAGACCAUCGCCAAGCAGCUUGGUGAGAAGGUGACAACAGUUGGUGCGAUUAUUCGCAAAUGGAAGAAACACAAAAGAACUGUCAAUCUCCCUCGGCCUGGGGCUCCAUGCAAGAU
Messenger RNA from Oncorhynchus gorbuscha (pink salmon), 2895 nucleotides. Its product is annotated as PTB domain-containing engulfment adapter protein 1-like. The transcript has 13 exons. The coding region runs from base 627 to 1796 and encodes 389 amino acids. Lineage: Eukaryota; Metazoa; Chordata; Actinopteri; Salmoniformes; Salmonidae. The record is from RefSeq and is a predicted model, not a curated record.